Molecule: messenger RNA, 1510 nt
Organism: Phyllostomus hastatus (greater spear-nosed bat)
Lineage: Eukaryota; Metazoa; Chordata; Mammalia; Chiroptera; Phyllostomidae
Gene: CCND1
Product: cyclin D1
Exons: 5
Coding region: 213-1103 (296 amino acids)
Biological process (GO): positive regulation of G1/S transition of mitotic cell cycle; regulation of cyclin-dependent protein serine/threonine kinase activity; mitotic cell cycle phase transition
Cellular component (GO): nucleus; cytoplasm; cyclin-dependent protein kinase holoenzyme complex
Molecular function (GO): cyclin-dependent protein serine/threonine kinase regulator activity
Source: RefSeq, a predicted model, not a curated record
GUCACAGGGACUACAGGGAAGUUUUGUUGGAAGUUGCAAAGUCCUGGAGCCUCCAGAGGGCUGUCGGCGCAGUAGCAGCGAGCAGCAGCGUCCACGCGCUCCGGCUAGGGGCAGAAGAGCUCGGGGGAGCGCGGGGCGCAGAAGCUAGAGACGAGCGCGGACCGAACCCCCGAGCCACCGCCCGCCCCAGGCAGACCAGCAGAGCCCCAGUCAUGGCGCACCAGCUCCUGUGCUGCGAAGUGGAGACCAUCCGCCGGGCGUACCCGGAUGCCAACCUUCUCAACGACCGGGUGCUGCGGGCCAUGCUCCAGGCGGAGGAGACCUGCGCGCCCUCCGUGUCCUACUUCAAGUGUGUGCAAAAGGAAAUCGUGCCGUCCAUGCGCAAGAUCGUGGCCACCUGGAUGCUGGAGGUCUGCGAGGAGCAGAAGUGCGAGGAGGAGGUCUUCCCGCUGGCCAUGAACUACCUGGACCGCAUCCUGUCGCUGGAGCCCAUGAAGAAGAGCCGCCUGCAGCUGUUGGGGGCCACCUGCAUGUUCGUGGCCUCCAAGAUGAAGGAGACCAUCCCCCUGACCGCGGAGAAGUUGUGCAUCUACACUGACAACUCCAUCCGGCCCGAUGAGCUGCUGCAAAUGGAGCUGCUGCUGGUGAACAAGCUCAAGUGGAACCUGGCCGCCACCACCCCGCACGACUUCAUCGAGCACUUCCUCUCCAAGAUGCCGGUGACCGAGGAGAACAGACAGAUCAUCCGCAAGCACGCGCAGACCUUCGUGGCCCUCUGCGCCACAGACGUGAAGUUCAUUUCCAACCCACCCUCCAUGGUGGCUGCUGGGAGCGUGGUGUCCGCGGUGCAAGGCCUGCACCUGGGAAGCUGCGGCAGCUUCCUGUCCUAUCACCGCCUCACUCGAUUCCUCUCCAAAAUGAUCAGGUGUGACCCGGACUGCCUCCGGGCCUGCCAGGAGCAGAUCGAAGCACUGCUGGAGGCCAGCCUGCGCCAGGCCCAGCAGCAGAGCCUGGACCCCAAGGCUGCCGAGGAGGAGGAGGAGGAGGAAGAGGAGGUGGACCUGGCCUGCACGCCCACCGACGUGCGCGACGUGGACAUUUGAGGGUGCUCGCGGCGAGGGGAGGGGCAGCCCCAGGUGCCGCCCUGACGGGCCUCGGCCGGAAGGGGAGGCCUCCUUCUCCUCCUGUUGGUUUUUUUUUUUUUCUUUGCUCUUUCUCCCUUCCGUCUCUGACUUAAGUGAAAGGCAAAAAAAAAAAAAAGUACCCCCAAAACUGCCUUUAAAAAAAAACACAAAAAAAUAGUCUUUGCAUAACCCUGCGCGGGGGGAGGGGGGCGGGGGGAGGGGGUGCUACCCAAGCAGAGGACCACGCACCCACAGUUGGCCGGCUUUCCUGUUGCGAGUGCGUGCGUCUGCUGCGUGCAGGUGGGCGUUGACACCAGGAGGGUCCGCAGGGGGGCUUAGAUCUCAUUCUCUGUGUGUUUAAAGCAUAAAAACGUUCUUAAAGGAUA